This is a messenger RNA of Aureococcus anophagefferens, 720 nucleotides long. RefSeq lists its product as hypothetical. The record is from RefSeq and is a predicted model, not a curated record. The transcript is spliced from 2 exons. NCBI's taxonomy places the organism in Eukaryota, Pelagophyceae, Pelagomonadales, Pelagomonadaceae. Bases 1 to 720 code for a protein of 239 amino acids.
AUGGGUCGCAGCAGCUCCGCGACGCUCUGCGCCGUCGUCGUCGCCGUCGGGUGCACCGUCGUCGCCGGCAAACCCAUCGAGCCGCACCCGCACACCGGCAUCUUAAAGCAAUACGACCGGCGGCACCCGAGCAAGUACGGCGUCACUCUCAAAGGCAUCACGGAGGCGCAGCUCCGGUCGGGCACGCCCGCGCUGAAACUCAUCCCCCAGGCCAACGGCUUCAAGCGGACCAUCGGCAUCCAGGACAUCGAGGCGCCGCCCGACGUCGUCUUCGGCCGCAUCUGCGACUGGCCCAACUACCACCGCAUGAUCAAGGACGUGAAGCGGUGCGAGGUCUAUCGAAGAGGGUGGACUCUCAGCGGCUGCCGCGUGGCCUGCGCCAAGUACGAGAUCGCCGUGCCGAUGACGAAGCUCGACUUUUACGUCGAGCACGUCUACGACCCGCUCAACCACGCGAUGUCCUUCUCCCUCGACUACACGCGCAAAUCCGACGUCGCGGACCAGGUGGGCUACUGGUACUGCGAGAAGCUCGCCGGCGGCUGGACGCGGCUCUACUACUCCACGGACUUCCAGAUCCCGCGCUGGGUGCCGCCCUUCGCCAAGGGCUUCAUCCUCAAGCUCGCGGCGAAGAGCUCCGUGACCUGGGUCGCCGUCGAGACCGCGCGCGAGAUGGAGAAGCGGCGGGGCGCGUCGCUGUUUCGACGCUGGUUCCCCCAGUAA